Clunio marinus is the source of this 303-nucleotide messenger RNA. NCBI's taxonomy places the organism in Eukaryota, Metazoa, Arthropoda, Insecta, Diptera, Chironomidae. The record is from the annotation of a GenBank genome assembly.
AUGGUUUUGAUUUUAGUACCUCUUAAAAUUCAAUCGCAAUGCAACUUAAAUCUAUCUGAUAUACAAACAUCAUCCUUUCCCAACAAUAAAAUUAAAGAAUUGUAUGAGAAAGUCGACAGUUUAUUAAAUGAAAUUGAAAAUAAACUCAAAGAGAGAAAUUUUACUCAAUGUCGGAAUCAGAAGAAAAAUAAUUUUACUAUCGAUGAUGAAGCUGACAAAGCUCUUGACACUUAUUUGAAGACAGUGGAAGAUAAAACAAUCUUCAAGAAAAUGGACAAAGUUUUGAAAAUAAAUCAUUUUUAA